GAUCCCGAUACAAGAUUCCGCGGAUAGAAGCGAAAAAAAGCCGCGAAGGAAAUGCACUUGGAAGAGAAAUUUUUUCGGAACUAUCCAGUGUUUUUUUCUUGGGUGCAUUCGUAAAAAAAGCCAGCAAAGAGAGGAACAAAAAAAGAUACCGAUACUCAAUUGGCACUUUCAAUUGGACGCUCAAUACUGCACAUAUAAAUUUGGAUCACCGAUAUAGAAUAACUUCUCGGAUCAGAAAAAAUAUCAAUGCUGGUGUGAUCCAUUAUAAACGCUUGACAUCGUUAGAUCAAUGGACUGACAAUAUGAAAUUCAAUUACAUAAAAUACAUUGAGAUGAUAAUUUUGGAAAAUCCAAUCAGCGGUAUCAGCCCAAUUCGCACUUUAUCAACAAUAAAACUAAAUGAUACAAUCGACAACAAUCAAUGUAUUCGUAUGAAAAUCAUCGAAUCUUUUAGUUCAUUUUGGAAUUCUAGCAUUUUUACAUCACAAACUGUCCCACAAAAAAUUUUUAUGGAUGAAUUAGAAUUGAAGGACCGAUUGAACCAUUCUGUGUUCAGUGAGGCGACAGACGAGCUUCGCAUAGUUAAAUAUUUCUUCCAUGAUGGCUAUUACUUUUUAUCCACUAAAGAUCAGAAAUUUAAUGAACAUGAGAAACACAAUUUGAGGGGAUCCCUGCUACUCUGUCAAUCCGAUAAUUAUCCAGCGAGCUUUGUCUUGGCUGGAAUAUUGAUUGAUACAAUUGACGGCUUUCCACUGUAUGAUUUUAUCAGUCAGAAUAAGAAGAUACAAGAUCAACUUGACAUCAUCGAAGGACUUGAACCAAAAUUUAAAGAUAACAACUUGGAAUUGAUUUUACGCUCGUAUGUUAGUCAGCUCUAUCCGAAAAAUUAUAAAUUAAAAACUAAUAUCUUAUAAAAUUUUAAUGAGAAAUAUUUGUAAAUGUCCGUAAAAAUAUGUGAGAUAAAUGGUACAUUAGAAAACGAAGAUUAAAUUUUUUGUUUCGUCAUCACUACCUAUAUUUACUUCCCACUUUAGUUUGUUUGUAAUGUUCUCCAACAGCGCUCUAAAAUGCCAUUCCAAACUAAUUCAGAAUCUUCAAUAAAUGGCCCCAUAAUUGCACCAACUUCAUCUUCACGGUACAAAAACCUAUCGCGUUAACAAGACUUGAUUCUAACGAUACAAAAAAAGCAUACCCGUUACAAUUGCACU
This is a messenger RNA of Cotesia glomerata, 1208 nucleotides long. RefSeq lists its product as uncharacterized. Bases 303 to 914 code for a protein of 203 amino acids. Lineage: Eukaryota; Metazoa; Arthropoda; Insecta; Hymenoptera; Braconidae. The record is from RefSeq and is a predicted model, not a curated record. The transcript has 4 exons.